Messenger RNA from Rubroshorea leprosula, 1162 nucleotides. Lineage: Eukaryota; Viridiplantae; Streptophyta; Magnoliopsida; Malvales; Dipterocarpaceae. The record is from the annotation of a GenBank genome assembly.
CCCCUCUAAACUUGCUUCCACAAGCUCUAGCAUGUGCCCAGCACUUUCUUGCUGAAAAACAAGGUGAGAUCUAGUUCUUUUUCUCCCUCCUAAGUUUGAUUUAGUGAUUUAUGAGCUCGUGAUUCUCAAAAUGAUGAUUCAAAACCAGAUUUAGCUGCUGAUAUUCCCCCAAUAUUUCUUGUUCAUGUGGGUUCUUGUGUAGUGUAAGGGGAGAUCUCCAUCUUUCCAGCGCAUUUUGGUUCUAAAUUACCUCAAGCACCUUGCCUUCUUGAAUUCCUUGCUUGUUGUUAACCUACAAGACGAGGUAAGUAAAUUUGUGGUAAUGCCCUUGGAUUUCAAAGUAAAAGCUUUAAAAGCAUAUUAUAAACUGUUUUUGAGAUAGUGUCAGGAUUUAAACUAAUUUUUAGCAUAUGAGGAUGAUUGAUUUAAAAUAAAAUUGUUAAUAUGUUUAUUAAGUUGAGCAUGCCUAUUGGGAUUUUAUUGGAUUGUUUUGAUAAUCUGAAAAUUGGUUGUAAAUUAUGGAUUUUCUUGUAACACCUGCAUGGUUUUGUCUCCAAUAUGGUCAUGAAUUCUAUUAUCCUGCCAGUGAGAGUUAAACACUGGCACAUGUCGACAUAUAUUUCUAUAGAGCCAGUUCAUCCAACCAGUGGGAGAGUAUAUUGACAUUUUCUACUAUCCAGCCAAUGGGAGAAUACAUUGGUAUAUUUGUUAUCUAGCUAAUUAAGAGAACACACUGGCCAUGACUAAUUAAGGGGACUACUAAAUAGAUUCUAGUAUGCAUAAAUGAUUUAUAACUGUGAUUUUCUUCCUAUUUGAAAUUAAAAUGUUUACUUAGCGUGUUUUAAAAUUUUGGUGAGGGCUAUCCAUAUUUUACUCACUGAGUUGUCUCACUAGUUUUUUCAUAUCCACCAUUUCAGGUAGUAUAACCCGAGACGCAGGAAACCAAUGGGAGUGAUGAGCUAAAAGGCUAGUUACUUGUAUUAUGGGCAUAGACUUUUUUUGAGAUAUAGAUCAUUCUUUUGUAACCCAGAUUUAUUUUGAGUUAUUGAUCUAAGUUUAUAUGAAUUGUUAGUUAUGAAUUUUAACAAGUUCCGAGUCUUGUACAUUUGUGAGAUCCUUUAACAAGUGUACAGUAUCUAUUUUGCCCCCGAAUUUGGGUUUU